This is a messenger RNA of Pogonomyrmex barbatus (red harvester ant), 3200 nucleotides long. RefSeq names its product RAB3 GTPase activating protein subunit 1 (gene Rab3GAP1). Lineage: Eukaryota; Metazoa; Arthropoda; Insecta; Hymenoptera; Formicidae. Gene Ontology annotation, biological process: positive regulation of GTPase activity. The record is from RefSeq and is a predicted model, not a curated record. Gene Ontology annotation, molecular function: GTPase activator activity.
UGAAAGCUCCACACACAAUCACUGGCGCGCGCGGGAUACACUUCCGGCUCAAUCGAAGUUUCUAGCACUCUCCACAAGAUGUCACCAUCUAUCAGGAAUAUAUUUGAACGUCAUCUGUGAGGAAAACUAUCAAACACGAAAAUGAUCAGCUGAUGCGGAUAUUAUAGAAACGUCAAACGCAUAUGUAUCUGCAUACAAGGCUUGCCAGGACUCUUUAUUUGAUAGAAAAAGGAUUGAAAGCUUACUUUUGAUAUUUUUUCAUAUGAAAUUAAAAUUUCUAAAGACGAGAGAAAAAGAUCUUUUGAUAAGAACGGAUAUAUAAAAAGAAAGAGGUGAAGGAUCUAAGAUUCGGCAUUCAAGUUAACAGAUGUAAACAUUGCUAGAUUGAAAGUUGCGUCGUCGAAAAUGGAUCACGUGGAGAUCGAGGAUUUUUAUCAUCACGACUUUACCACUGUUUCCGAAUGGGAAGUGUUUAUCGCGCGACUCGAGGAAAUUAUGCAUGAAUGGAAUCUCUCGCAAACGAAGGUCUCCAGUCCGCUCAAAUCAGGAGACUUCGUCAAUUGUCAGUGGCAUGAAGCUUCGGAGAAGUUAAAUUUUGCAGAUGUAGAAUUUUUGCUAAAACACUAUAGGCUAGAAAAAGAAAAUAAAGAGGAUGAUGCAGCAAAUACUCAAGAGGAAAGUGAAGAAGAAUGGAUACAAUGUCAAAAGGAUGCUUUGGACAUAUCUAAUGAUUUUGUAAAACUUAAUGAUAAUUGCAUGGAAAUAGCUCGCUAUUAUGGCGUUAGAGAAUUCCUUGUUUUAAUCCCAGCAAGAAAAGCGAGUUUAACAGAUGAAACUCGAAUUAAGAUUUUACUUAGUUCGUUAACAAUUGCGACUAACAAUGCAAAUUGUUAUAUACCAGCAUUAGUACAAGUUCAGGAACUCUGGCAGAAAAUGUAUCUUGGAUGCUGUGCUGGUAAAGGAACUUGCGUGAGUCUCGAAAUGGUGCAUUUAAAAAAAAUUCCGUCACAUUGCAGAUAUCUUACUGGAUUACUUGCUCUUUUUAAACAAAAAAUUGGGGAAGGUUGUGGAGUAAAACUUGACUCUGUAAUGGUGUCUGCCAGAUUUUCUUAUCUCUUAAAAGACUGGACAAACAAUACGUGGACGCAGGAACCUCCAGAUUUUGAUUUUAUGCAGGGAGAAGCAUUAGGUGUAGCUGAACUGGGUAAACUUCCUUUUGGAGCGACCUUCGAUCCCGUCGGGGAACUUCAUUUAUUUGUCACGUGGCCACAAAUGUCGGAUAAUGUAGUGGUGGACAGCGAAGGAUACUCGGAUUUGGAGCCGCAACUCGCUCCUGAAUGGUCAGUGCAAGUGAAAAUGAUAGCCUCGCCAGCUUGUCUACUUGGUGAAUAUAUGACGGAUUUUCUUCAUUUGUGUAACAAUCAGAAGACUAUGGUGGAGUUAUUGGGUGAAAAUGCAUCUUACAUUCAUGACGACGAUCAAAUGCUGAGUACAGCCUUCAAUGUGCUCACUGAAUCCAGAAUACCCACAAUUUCGACUGUCAUGGGCAGAGCGAGUGCGAAAAAGAAUAAAAAUGUUGAAGGUCCAAUAUCAGAGGAGAUAUUGUUACCUAUAUUAUACUUCCUUUUUCCAGAUGCGGAUGAUACCUCGAAGUUUCCCUACGGCGAUAUCACGGCUAACAUCGAAGAUGACCAGUGGAAAGGUGUGAAGACUUGUGCAAUGGACAGUCUGGUGUGGCGUCUAUCGAUUGUCGCAGCACAUUGUAUGCAUAAUCUUGGUGGCGCGACCGCUCUAGCGCAACUCUGGCAUGAGUUUGUGCAAGAAAUUAGAUUCCGCUGGGAGAGGAAUAUCCUGAUACCUGGAGUCGGGCCUGGCUUUCCAGAUUCCGUUCGCACGUGCUUACUGCAUCAAAAAUUACAGAUGAUGAAUUGCUGUAUAACCAGGAAAAAGGCAAGGGAGGAGAACGCGCACAGGUCUCAGAGUAUAGAAAUUGAAGAUGUAGAGGAGACAGAAUCAGAAGAGGAAGAGGAAUUUUUCGAGUGCACAAGCGAGGAAUUGGCGAACGAAGAGGUUUCGUCAACAAAGCCGCAACUGAAGGCGAAGCACCUGCUGUGGAACAAACCCGCGGGAAGAUUAGCCAAACACCCUUCGCUCAGGUUGAUUCAAACUGGAGAUCCUCUUUAUCUACCAAUCACACAGGAUCCUGUACCAAAAACGGAGGAUCAGUUGGAGGAGGACGCGCAGGUGAUGAUGCAGCUCGGUACCGACAAGUACGCAUCUGAGAUGAGGGCUCGAAUGAUGAGCGCGUCCCUAUUAUCCGACAUGGAAUCUUUCAAAGCGGCAAACCCUGGCGCGGUCUUGGAGGACUUCAUUCGAUGGUAUUCACCGAGAGAUUGGAUCGAAAAUGAGAAUAUUGAUGAAUGGGGACAAGCAAAGGGCUCUUUAUCGCCGCGGAUGAUGAUUCCUGAUAAUCCGUGGUCAACUACAUGGGCGUCGGCGCAGCCAGUUCCCGCACACCGACAGAAACGAUUGUUCGACGACACGCGAGAAGCAGAGAAGGUUCUGCAUUACCUGUGUUCAAAGCGAAUAGGCCAGAUCGCGCAGCUCUUACUGCCGACUCUGAUGCACGCCGCGGUUUAUACCUUGAGUUCGCAAAAACAAGAAGCUUUACCGAAUCUGCCCAAUGCCGCGCAAACUAUGCUCGAUGUAUUGCAACAUGUGACAAAACCAAUUCAUCAAAAAUUGCGAUUAUAUGAGGAGAUCACACGCGAUAUUGAGAAUGUGGAAGCACUGGUCGCGCAAGUGAAUUCAUUGCAGCAUAAGCUGGGUGGAAAGAACGACUCUAAGGAAUUUACAUCCUUCUUGAUACAAUUGAUGCGAGGGAAGGAGGUGAAUGUGCCCGGUGGCUCCAGAGGAGAUAUCGGGGCUCGAAUAACGACGAUGUUUCGCGACGCUCAAAAGGCCGCUCACAUGAUGACGUCCAUUAGUAACACUAACAAGGAUACUACAGAUGCGGAAGAUGGUCGAUACAAAAUAUUCCCCGAGCCGUCAUGCAAAGAAUUCAUUUUACGGGCGAUAAUGCCGCGACCUUCGCCAGCUUCUACACCGCAGCCACAGCGGUUGUACGUUUGUCUUAAACGAGAUCACAUUCGUUUAGCCGGAUUCUUUUCCGAAGAUACGAUAUUUCUAUAAUGUUGAUC